Molecule: messenger RNA, 3360 nt
Organism: Fusarium fujikuroi IMI 58289
Lineage: Eukaryota; Fungi; Ascomycota; Sordariomycetes; Hypocreales; Nectriaceae
Exons: 4
Coding region: 1-3360 (1119 amino acids)
Molecular function (GO): NAD binding; NADP binding; oxidoreductase activity
Source: RefSeq, a predicted model, not a curated record
AUGCCAUCUCAUUCAUCCAUUGGUUUUAUCGGGUUUAGCCCAGAAAAGGCCAAAAUUACAGAGUCUGUGCAAUUACAAUACGACACAAUCAGAGUUUGCGAUGCCUCGUUGGAUAGUGCUGAGCUCAUCGGAGCUGAGCGAGUACAGCGAUCAGACUCGGUCCAUCAUGUUGUCCAACACAGCCAGAUUGUCUGGAUUGAGGAGAAGGACGCGGAAACUCUGACUGAGACGCUUUUCAGAUCCUCCUCCGGUCUUAUACACUCAUUGCCCAAAGAUGCAUCCCUAAUCCUCGAAUGCCUCGCUCUCCCAGAUUACUACCAAAAUCUAGCCACUCGUUUCACUGAAGCCGGUCGGUCUGAUAUCAAAAUUAUUGACUGCUCUGUCGUCGCAUCAAGGAGUAGAACCAAGAGCUCCAUCUGGAUCUCAGGCUCAGAAGCCGCCAUCGAAAGCGUAUCUUUCCUAUCAAAGGCUCAUGACAACGUCCAUGUCAUUUCUGGCGGCCUUGGAGCAGCGAAUAAACUGCGCUUGACAAGCCAUUUGUUGGAGGCGACGCAUGCUGUCACGGCUGCUGAGGCUACCGGUCUCGCGUCCAAAGCAGGUAUUGACGCGAAUGAGAUAUACAGCAUCAUCACCAACGCUGCAGGGAAUUCUUCGGCGUAUGAGGAGCUUGUACCUCACAUGCUGCAGGGAAAUUCACAUUUGAAGCCGUCGAUUGAGUCGCUGUUACAUAAAACUAACGUUGUCACGUCUUCAUCCAAAAGUCUCAACUUCCCAUUGCCACUGUGCUCUGCUAGUGAACAGGUUUGCCUGCUCGCCUCCGCCCAAGGAUAUGGCCUUGAACAUGUCUCCAGCCUAGUUAAACUAUUCAAAACGCAGGACCAGAAAGAUACGUCAAUUAAUGCAACUAGCAACCAUGUAAGAAAACAUUCGACAGACGUCACACCACCAAAGACACCGCCAUCCGUGGCAACGAUUGGUAUGGUUGGCUUAGGGGCAAUGGGUCAAGGGAUGGCACAGUCCCUCGUACGCGCCGGCUUCUCCGUGCAGGGCUACGACGUUUGGGCUCCCUCAGUCGAGAAGUUCGCAGCCAGUGGUCCGAGUGGGAUGUCCAACGCAGCCUCUUCACCAGCUGAUGCCGUCAAGGGUACAGCUGCGCUUAUCCUCAUGGUCCAGAAUGCUGUACAGGCAUGGGAUGUCCUGUUUGGUGCUGGUAAGGCUGCCGAGGAGUUGUCUGACGGAGCGACUGUGAUUCUCAGCUCAACUGUUCCGCCGUCUGAGGCACGCCGUAUUGGCGAUAAGUUGGAGUCUCUGGGUAGAGGUCUUAGCCUCGUGGAUGCACCUGUUAGUGGAGGUGUUGCUCGUGCAGCAAAGGGUGAUCUCACGAUGAUCUGCUCAGGAACAAACUCAGCACUCGCAUCCGUUCGCGGCACCAUUCUCGCCAUGGCCGGCAAGGAGUCCAACAUCUACAACGUCAAAGGCGGAGUCGGCGCAGCAUCUUCAGCCAAGCUCAUCAACCAACUUCUCGCCGGAGUCCACAUCGCAACAGCAGCAGAGGCACUCGUAUUCGCAUCCCGUCUUGGCCUCGACACGCGGCAAGUAUACGACAUCUUCAAUGAGUCUACCGCCUGGAGCUGGAUGUUUCAGAACCGGGCUACGCAGAUGCUCGAUGCCGAUUGGACUCCUCACUCGGCUUUGGCCAUCUUUGUCAAGGAUCUUGGUAUUGUUCUGAAUGAAGCAAAGAGGCUGGCUAGUUAUACGCCCAUGUCCGCGGUGGCUCAUACGCUAUACAUCGAUGGGGCUGCUCGUGGGUGGGCUAGAGAGUCGGAUGCGGGCGUGGUGAGACUCUGGGAGGCUGCUGGAUCAGAUGUAAGCAAGAGUGCAUCUGCAAAGGUAUCAUCUCCUACUUCGUAUGAAGACUCCGUUAAACCGUUACCUGCAAAGGCUACCCUGGCUGCCCUCCCGGCUGAGUACACCACCGAUUUGAUUGAGUCAACAAAGGCUCGCGUUGACAGUGGUGCCAUGCCUGUCCUCGUCGCUCUUGACGAUGACCCCACAGGAACUCAGACCUGCAACAACAUCGAUGUCCUAGCCGUCUGGGAUGUUAACACCCUCAAAGAGCAAUUCGCGACGGAUUGCCGUGGGUUCUUCAUACUAACGAACAGCAGAGCUCUCCCACCCACCGAAGCAAAGGAGCUCAUUGUCGAGAUCACAACAAACGUGAAAAAAGCCGCUGAGGAAAGCGGCAAGGCCUUCGAAAUAGUCUUGCGCGGCGACUCAACGCUGCGCGGUCAUUUGCCCGAGGAGCCCGAGGCAGUAGAGGAGGUGCUCGGUAAAUCCGACGGUUGGGUCUUUGCGCCCUUCUUCCGCCAGGGGGGCAGGUUCACCAUUGACGAUGUUCAUUACGUGCAAGAAGAUGAUCUGCUGGUCCCUGCGGCACAAACUUCAUUCGCAAAGGACGCCACGUUCGGAUACAAGAACUCCAACCUCAGGGAGUAUAUCCUCGAGAAAUGCGGAUCGCGAUUCACAGCAUCAUCUUUCACGUCCAUCACCUUGGAGGAUCUACGCUGCGGUGGCCCAGCUAAGGUCGAAGAGAAGCUUCUAAACGGACAGUGUGGUGCCGACCGUGUCAUUAUUGUUAACGCUGUUACAGAUUCGGAUAUGAAUGUUUUCGUCGCUGGCCUCUUGGCUGCUGAGGAAAAGGGCUACAGGUUCAUCUACCGCACUGCAGCUGCAUUCGUAUCUUCCAGGCUUGGGAUCAAAGAAAGCCAACCUAAGACUUGGGCUGAAGUCUCACUCAAGACUGAUGCUGCUGCUCCAAGGACUGGCGGUCUCAUCCUAGCUGGUUCGUACGUACCCAAAACGACAGCGCAGCUUAAAGCAUUGCGCGAGCGCAGGGGUUCUGAUCUUGAAGUCAUUGAGCUAGAUGUAGCUCAGCUAAUCCAGUCUGCGGAACAAGAGCAGAAGAUAGUAGAUCAUGCUAUCUCCGAGACUACCAGGCUCAUCAGCGCUGGCAGAGAUGUCUUGGUCAUGACUUCACGGACGUUGAUCAAAACCGACGAAGCCAUCUCCUCACUGAAGAUUGGUUCCAAGGUGGCUGCUGCACUUGCCCGUCUGCUGGUCAACAUCCAGGUGCGGCCACGAUAUAUCAUCGCCAAGGGGGGGAUUACGUCCUCAGACGCAGCCACCAAAGGUCUCAAGAUGAGGAGGGCUCUGAUCGUGGGCCAGGCUGCUCCGGGCGUGCCUCUCUGGAGAUGCGAUGAGGAGACAAGUCGACAUCGGUCUGUGCCUUUUGUUGUCUUCCCGGGUAACGUUGGUAGCGAGACAACUCUGGCCGAGAUUGUUGAACAGUGGUCACUUUAA